Molecule: messenger RNA, 1677 nt
Organism: Trichobilharzia szidati
Lineage: Eukaryota; Metazoa; Platyhelminthes; Trematoda; Strigeidida; Schistosomatidae
Source: the annotation of a GenBank genome assembly
AAUUAAUUAAACAUCCAAUAAUCUCUUAAAGCACAACCAGCGUAACUUCAGCACAUACUUGAUACAUUUUGGUUGAAUGAAGUAUUCAUUUACCAUAAGACAGCAUAAUCGAAGCAUAUUUUAGACAUAGUUCGGAAUUACUAUGAGCUUGGAUACGAAGCAAGGAAAAAGAUGUCAGUUUGGUUUACAAUACCCCAUUGACAACAUAUGGGACAUUGAAUCAUCGUUUUGACUAUUUCGUUACUUGACACAGUUACGGCGUGCAUGACAAAAUAACGGUUGGUUCACUACCCAUGGUUGCCAAUGAAUACACAACACGGAUUGUUGUGGAUACAGCACCGUUUGUCAAGCGAACACGACUCGAAAAUUUCAAUGCUAUUAUUUAUACUGUACCACAAGUAGUCGAUGAAAUCAAAGAUCCUCAGACACGUGAAUAUAUGAAAUGUCUACCUUAUACAAUAAAUUGUCAAAUACCACAAAAAGAAUCUGUAAAAUACGUUAAAGAUAUUGCAAAACAGACCGGAGAUAUUUCAGUGCUUUCUUCAACAGAUAUUCAAGUGAUUGCAUUAACUUAUGAAUUGUAUAAAGAGUAUAUAGGGGAACCGAAGCUCAAAGAAAUAAAACCGUUACCAAGUAAUCUUAGCUUAUUGGCUCGUUGUGAAGUACCGAAAACAACGGGUAAAGAAAGUGGGACAUCUGGUGAAGACGACAACGAUGAUGAUGAUAAUGAAGAUGUUGAGGGAGGAGAAGAAGGAGAAUCAGCAACAGCAUCAGAAGAAGAAGACGAAGAAACACAACAGGACACAGAAUCUCUUGAACCUAACGAUGAUGAUUGGAUAACAGAAGAUAAUUUCGAUGAAAAAGCUAUGACUAACUUUGGACUUGGACGUGAUUUCUCAGAUUCAAUGGAACCAAUAAAUAAAGCUCAGACAGAUGUUGUGGCAUGUUUGACAACUGAUUUCGCUAUGCAGAAUGUUCUAUUUCACAUGGGUCUUGAUAUAGUCAGUUUGAAUGGUUUACGUAUUCGUCAGCCAAGAACUCAUUUACUGUGGUGCAGUGCAUGUUGCAAGCCUACAAAACGCACAGACACUUAUUUCUGUCCAUGGUGUGGACAUGCUAGUAUGCGUCGGAUUCCAGUGACCCUGCACGAAGAUGGCCAGUUAGAAUUCCAUUUCGCAAGAAAAUUUGUGCCUAGAUUACGUGGCUUGAAACAACCUAUACGACUUCCCAAGGGUGGAAAACAUGCCGAUGAACCAAUCUAUUGUGCAGAUCAACGUCUACCUGAUCGGCGACCAGCUCGUCCUAAAAAUGCAAAAGUUGUCCCUGUCGCUACAAAUGGUCUCCUAGGACUUGAAGAUGAUGAAUUGUCGAAAGUAUUAGAAUUCCAGUGCGAUUUGAACAGUGCAUCCACAGUAUUCCCGUUGAAUGAUGUCACUAGUCGAUCUGCACUACACGGGAUUCGAUCAGAUCAUCAAAUACCGAGUAGAGCAUUUCUACAAGGCAGUCGUCCAGAGCAUGGAUUGAAACCAACUAGAGGAAAAGCGCAUAUUUCUAGACCACGGACAGGGAAUAAAAAGAAGCGUAAAUAAUGCGGCUGAUGAUGACGAUGACGGCUUUUCUCUUCUCUUCUCCUCUGUACGUAUCUAAUUUAUCUAAUUAAUAAAAAAUACAUUUAUA